Molecule: messenger RNA, 3178 nt
Organism: Mirounga angustirostris (Northern elephant seal)
Lineage: Eukaryota; Metazoa; Chordata; Mammalia; Carnivora; Phocidae
Gene: AVPR1A
Product: arginine vasopressin receptor 1A
Exons: 2
Coding region: 713-1978 (421 amino acids)
Biological process (GO): cellular response to hormone stimulus; positive regulation of vasoconstriction; G protein-coupled receptor signaling pathway
Cellular component (GO): plasma membrane
Molecular function (GO): peptide binding; vasopressin receptor activity
Source: RefSeq, a predicted model, not a curated record
GGCGGCUGGCUAGUUGCGGAGGUAGAAACCCCUGCUGCAGGGCGUGGGGUCGACCUCCAAGUUCAGGCGCGAGAGCGCGCGCUGGCGCGGAUGUGGACUCGGAAUUUCAAGGUACCGCAUUAACUACGUCUGUUAAAGUCAAAUGAGGAGUUAAGGGGGGCUUGAGGAAAUACUGGUAAUCCCAGAAAAGGCAUGGCACGUCCAGUUCUCCAAGUUUUUGUAAAAGAAGAGUGGGAAAGCGCCACCAUCCCGACUCUUUAGCCGAGGAAUCGGCGAGUCUCCCAGCCCCACCCCUGCAGCAGUGAUGCAAAGAAGACAAUCACCGACGUAGAGAGGAGGGAAAAAAGAAGAAGAAGAAGAAGAAACCCCCGGGAGUGGGGAGGAGAGAGGGGAGAGAAUAGGCCCGGAGCAGUCUCCAAUCACUGGGACGAGAGGGAGCGCCUUCUGGGGAAACGAACCCCACAUAAAUAAUUGAGUUUGGAGCCCAGUGCUUUCAGAGGCUCGGAGCGCACCUCCUGAGCGUCUUCCGAGUUGAGAAAAAGGCGGAGCAGGGCAAGGGGCCGGCGACGGGACCGAGAGCAGCUCAGUUGGCGGUGGGACGCUGUGCCUGCAGACGUUCGCAAGAGGGCCAGCAGAGCCCAGCGCGCCCCGAAGGCCAGGAGCCCUCGCCAGCGGAGGUGGGAAGAGAGCUGGCCUCCUGAGGAGGCGCUGCAUGGGCACCAUGCGUAUCUCCGGAGGCCCCACCGCGGUGCCCGCGGACAACUCCAGCCAGUGGUGGCCUCUGUCCGCUGGGGGUGCCAACCGCAGCCGGGAAGCAGAGGCGCUCGGGGAAGGCCGCAGCCCGCCGGGGGACGUGCGCGACGAGGAGCUGGCCAAGGUGGAGAUCGCCGUGCUGGCUGUGACUUUCGUGGUGGCCGUGCUAGGUAACAGCAGUGUGUUGGUGGCGCUGCACCGCACGCCUCGCAAGACGUCCCGCAUGCACCUCUUCAUCCGUCACCUCAGCCUAGCCGACCUGGCUGUCGCUUUCUUCCAGAUGCUGCCGCAGAUGUGCUGGGAUAUCACCUACCGUUUCCGCGGACCCGACGUACUGUGCCGCGUGGUGAAGCAUCUGCAGGUGUUUGGCAUGUUCGUAUCGCCCUACAUGCUGGUGGUCAUGACCGCCGACCGCUACAUUGCCGUGUGCCACCCGCUGAAGACGCUGCAACAGCCAACGCGCCGCUCGCGCCUCAUGAUCGCUGCUGCCUGGGUGCUGAGCUUCGUGCUUAGCACGCCUCAGUACUUCGUCUUCUCCAUGGUCGAGGUGGACAACGUCACCAAGACCAUUGACUGCUGGGCCACCUUCAUCCAGCCCUGGGGUCCCCGCGCCUAUGUGACUUGGAUGACGGGUGGCAUCUUCGUGGCGCCCGUGGUCAUCCUGGGCACCUGCUACGGCUUCAUCUGCUACCACAUCUGGAGCAAUGUCCGCGGAAAGACGGCUUUGCGCCCGGGGAAGCGCGCGGAGGGCGCGGGUCGCGCCUUGCAUAAGGGGUUCCUGCUCGCGCCGUCUAUCAGCAGCGUGAAAGCCAUUUCCCGUGCCAAGAUCCGCACCGUGAAGAUGACUUUUGUGAUCGUGACAGUUUACAUCGUUUGCUGGGCGCCCUUCUUCAUCCUCCAGAUGUGGUCUGUCUGGGAUGACAAACUUGUCUGGGUCGAAUCGGAAAACCCAGCCAUCACCAUCACUGCGCUAAUGGCCUCCCUGAAUAGUUGUUGCAAUCCCUGGAUCUACAUGUUUUUCAGCGGCCAUCUCCUGCAAGACUGUGUCCGGAGUUUCUCAUGCUGCCAAAGCAUGAAGCAAACAUUCAACAAAGAAGAUUCUGACAGUGUGAGCAGAAGACAGACUUCUUACACUAACAACCGAAGCCCAACCAACAGUAUGGGUACAUGGAAGGACUCGCCUAAAUGUUCCCAGUCCAUCAAAUUCAUUCCUGUUUCCACCUGAGCCCACAUUCACGCAGCCUGACUCUUGUAACUGACUUUUGGGUCCACUGGCUGAAUCCAGCUAGAAAUCAGAACAAAUGAACUUAUAAGUGAUAAGUGUAAAUCGAUGUGUUGAGGACAAGACUGGGUUUCUAGUUGCAUUUUCACACUGCUAUGACCAAAAGUUAUGAAUUAUUUUAUACGGGAUGCUAAUUAAAAACAAACAAACAAAAAAAAAAAACCAUGCUACACUAAAAUUUGCAGGCCUAAUUCCCAGGAAUAGAAGUUACAUUUCUAAAGGAAAAAUCAUAACCACCCUGGCUUUACAUUCUGUUGUCGGUUUCCUCUCUUUUCUUUUAUUACGGACGUAACUAAGGCUUGAUUGAUUUAGAAGUCAUACAAUGUCGGGGCAUUAUUUCUGAACAAAGUGAGCUCAUCAUCUGUCUUAGUGUUUGAAAGGAAUUAGAAGAAACUUGAGAGAAAUUGUUUCCAUCCAAUAAAAAUGAGUUUAUGCAUCUGAAAAUGCAGCCUCACACGAUGGCCUGGAGAUGGGAAGGUGCCUUGGACAAGCAUGAGCACUUGGGGCAUAUGGAGCAGGGGAUGCCUGAUUCAUAGCAGAAAGAGGAGAGUUCUGUUCAAUGCUGUAAAUCACCUAAAUUUCAAAAUGAUAACUUUAGAACUGGCAUUUCCCUCCUUGUUUUAGGUUCCUCGUGUUUUACGGGUUGUUGAAAGCACAAUUACUAAGAUGCUGAAGGGUAGAGAAGAUAUUGUCAAAUGGCCAAUAAAACCUUUAUUCUCCCCCUGCAAGGCCACUUUAAAGUCAGAUUUGUAUAAGGAAUAUCCGAUUUUAUUAGAAGAGUAGAAAUGGAUUAUACAAGGUACUAUGUAGACUUUCUCUAGAACAUUGUAAAUAUGUUUUGACCAGUGUUAUAAGGUGUCCUGUGUUAUGCUGGUUCAUGUGUGGGGUGUCCAGAUUAUUACUUCAUGUUUGGGGUGUCCAGAUUUAUAAAUAAGAGAAUCUUCUAAAGAGUGACUCACAUCUGGGUGGCUCAGUCGGUUAAGCGUCUGGCUCUUGGUUUCUGCUGGGGUCAUGAUCUCGGGGUCCUGAGAUUGAGCCCUAUGUGGGGCUCCACACCCAGCACAGAGUCUGCUUGUCCCUCUCCCUCAACUACACACCCCCCUUUGCUCUCUUGAAUAAAUAAAUAAAUAAUCUUAAAAAGAG